Messenger RNA from Austrofundulus limnaeus, 3449 nucleotides. It is a transcript of the gene intu, whose product is annotated as inturned planar cell polarity protein. NCBI's taxonomy places the organism in Eukaryota, Metazoa, Chordata, Actinopteri, Cyprinodontiformes, Rivulidae. The transcript has 17 exons. The record is from RefSeq and is a predicted model, not a curated record. Gene Ontology annotation, molecular function: protein binding. Gene Ontology annotation, cellular component: cilium; cytoplasm. Bases 132 to 2993 code for a protein of 953 amino acids. Gene Ontology annotation, biological process: nervous system development; cilium assembly; establishment of planar polarity.
GCUCUGCUCGUGUUUUCAACAUGGCGAAACUGGAUCGCUUGUCGCUUCAGCUGAGAGAAGACAAACAAAUGACCGCUUUCGCGUUGUUUUUUAAGUUGGCUCGUGUGUGAAAGAAAGCGCGUGACAGCCCGAUGGCCUUCGCACGCGCCCGUGUUUGUGAAGAACCCUCUGUUUUGAAGGAGAAGAUCGAAGAUGAUGCUGAGGAUGAAUCUGCGUCGAGUUUCAGCAGCUCCGAGUCCACAGAUGACUUGGAACCAGAAUGGCUGGAUGAUAUCCAGACGAACGGCGAGCUUUUCUACCUGGAGCUGAGUGAAGGUGAAGAGGAGGCAGCCCUGGCCCGGGCCUCCUCAAAUCAGUGCGUUUCCACGAAUCAUCAUGUCCGCUUCAGCGAAAAGGAAGCAGAGGUCAUCACAGAGGAGAAGGGCACGRAGCGACGCAGCUCGCGGAUGAAAGGCGAUCCCGCUCUCAAAAGGCUCGCCAGGAUCCUGAGGAGGAAACGCCAUCCUUCUCAGCACACCAAGAGCAAUGAUGGGAGUGAGGUGGCACCAUCAUCGUCGUCGCCACCGGCUUCCAUCCUGAAGAGCCAGCCGGGUCACAGGUCAGGUGUCCAGCAUCAGCUGAAGGAUGUGUGCGUCUACCUCAACCCCAAACGGUUAGCGGCUUCCUCAGCCCCUCUGAGAGACGGCGGGGGKCUGCUGGAAGCCCUGCUGGGAGUGGUGCACCGCACUGCUCAGGGCACGGGCCAGGAGGCGCCUGCAGGGGCCAGACCGGAGGAAAGCCUGACUGUGGAUGGAUUAAUACCCAACAGUCCGGCCAUAAAAUGUGGUCAGAUCUUAAUAGGUGAUGUGCUUGUGGCGGUGGAUGACGUUGAUGUGACCUCGGAGAACAUUGAAAGGGUUCUUUCCUGCAUCCCGGGACCAACACAGGUGAAGCUGACGUUGGAGACGGUGGCUCCGGUGGACAGGGACUUAUCAUCGGUCCAGACGACAAAGGCCCCUCCGCCGGUCAGCCAGCUCGUGCGUCUGCUUUGGGGGGAGGACACCGCUGAGCUCCAAAUGUCCAUCGGACACAUCCCUCAUAUUGUCAUGUACCUGUCGCUCAAACUGGACUCAGCAUCGCUGCAGGAGGAGGAGGAAAUCCUGUACCAGUACCCCGUCUCUGAGGCGUCCAGCCGGCUGAAAGGAGUGAGGGGCAUCUUCCUCACUCUUUGUGACAUGCUGGAGAACGUCACCGGGGGGCAGAUCGUCAGCUCGUCUCUCUGGCUCGGGAAACAUCUGGUUCACGUCGGCUACUGGAAGGAGCGCAACAACCUGCUAGUCAUCGGUCUUCCUGCUGAGAGGGUUCCUCUGCUGUCUCUGCAGACGGUGAUGGGCRACGUGGUGCGGACAUUAAAAGUGAUGUACGGCUCCUUGGACAGGGCGUUCUGCAAGGAGGACCACGCUCCCAGGUUGGACCACUUCUUCUGCUUGUUCUUCCAGCAGCUCAUCCAGCCUUUGCGUUUGAAGGAAGGCUCCUCGGCGCCGUCACCCGACGUCUCUGGAACCCUUUUUUUAGACGGUUUACCGGCGGUACGAUGGCUCACUCUGCCGCCAGAAAUAAAGAUGGAGGUGGAUACAGUUCUAUCUGAUUUUGAGUCCUCUGAUUUUGGAGAAAUGUCAGAGGACUUCUUUGGCCUGAGGCGUCUCUACGUCAUACUCGGCUCCUGUUUGUUCUACAAGCUCUACCUGAUUGCCAACCACCUUCCAAAAGAAGACCUGCUGGAUGUGUGUCUGUACUGCCAGCACUACUGCCUGCUGCCGCUGGCGUCGGAGCAGCGAGUGGGUCAGCUGGUCAUCUGGAGGGAGGUGUUUCCCCAGCAGAGGGCCACCGGAGGGGUCAUCCCCGCGCCGGGCUUCAGCCAGCCGCAGGGGCGUCACUUCCUGCUCAUAGUGGGGCUGAGACACUUCAUGCAGUGUGUCUUAUUAGAAGCAGGUGGUUGUGCUUCACCAGUCCUGGGCUCUCCAGGACCUGAUUCUGUUUACGUUGAUCAGGUAAAAGCCACCUUGCUGCAGUUGGAGAUGCUGGAGGUGGGCAUUGAGGAGCGUUUGAGUGCCCCACCUACUCCCUGCCUGUCGUGUGCCGACUGGUUCCUCCCCGCUGCUACGACCCGAGACCGGCUGGAAGGCCUGGCCUCCUCGUCCCCCAUCCUCAACAAACUCGCAGGAGCUUUUAGAGGCCCCUCCACGGGGUCCAGAGGAGGCAGCCUGUUCGGUGAGAAGUCCCGUCGGUCCAGCCCACAGAGGGGCUUGUCGGACAGUGGGAGCGAGGGGCAGACGGAUGCUGGGAUGGGAUUCAGUUCUUCUGGAACCUCAGGUCCCAGUCCUCAUUCCACGCCAGACUCAAUGAGGAAGCUCAGAGGGAGACGGGACUCUCUGGGGUCUGGAGGGUCUGAUGGGAGUGGAGGCUUAUUUAAGACACCCAGGAUGAAACACCCAAACCCUUUUUAUCUGGGAACCCUGAAGAAGACCCUGACUGAGAGGGAAACAGAGGAAAUGUACAACAACUUAAAACUGACGUCGGGUGCAGAGAACACCUUGUUUCACUUUGUCCUGAUGGAGGCGGUGCAGGGCAUCUUCAUCGCUCCCACUCACAGAGAGGUGGCUCAGCUCAGCGGCUCCAUCCACCCGCAGCUCAUACGCAACUUCCACCACUGCUGCCUCUCCAUACGAACUGCCUUCCAGCAGAGUCUGCCGGCCAGGGGCCGCCGCGCAGCAGACAGGCCUCAGAAUGCAGGUUGGGGUCUGGGUCCGGUCAAAGAACACGGGGUUCUGUUUCAGUGCAAACCAGAGAACUGGACCGACCAGAAGAAACCGGCCCCCACCAUGACGUACUGGGUGAUAGGGAGGAUGUUGCUGGAGCCCGUUCCUCAGGAGUUCUACGUGUGUUUUCACGACUCCGUUCCAGAGAUUCCUGUUGAGAUGGCCUUCAGGCUCUCCUUCGGUUUGGCUUUGUGACGCAUCGUCAAAAUGGACACGAAAGGCGAAGAGUUCCAGUCGUGCUGUCAGGAAAAUAAAUCUGAGGCUCUUUAGACGCCAUCUGAGCGUAGAGCUUUACAGCUGCCUGGGAGGUGAUGUAACAGGAAGGUACCUCCGAUUUCUGGAUGGAUUUUCUGCAGAUUACAGCGAAGCGUCACGAAGGCUUUGAGCCAAGUCAACAGUCUGACCUCAGCUUCAACCCAGAUCCUUCUCGUGCCUCGACCAGUAUCUCCUCUCCUGUACGACCAGCUGGUUAAAGCUCUUUGCUGUGAAGUUUCCAAAGCUAAACCACAAACUUCAGACCUGACAGCAAAUACUGCGUCACAUUAAUAUUUUCAUUUAUAUACAGCGAAGCAAAAACAUUCUUUGUUCCUUAAUUUAAAUAUUGUACAGUUUUGUAUGGGAAUGGACUCAAUAAAAUCAACAGCUUUUUAA